GUUCGCAAAAUGGUAUCUCUCAACCCGGUGCGCAUUCUGAAAAAUGAAGCCGAGGAGGAAAAGGGCGAAAUUGCCCGUUUAUCGUCGUUCGUGGGCGCCAUCGCCAUCGGCGAGCUGGUAAAGAGCACCCUCGGACCGAAGGGUAUGGACAAGAUUCUUGUCGCGAACGGCCGCAAUGCCGGACAGAUCGAGGUAACGAACGAUGGCGCCACGAUUCUGAAGGCGGUUGGUGUGGACAAUCCAGCCGCAAAGAUUCUCGUCGACAUGUCGCGCGUGCAGGAUGACGAGGUCGGCGAUGGGACCACCUCGGUCACGGUGUUCGCCGCCGAGCUGAUCCGGGAGGCCGAGAAGCUGGUCGAGCAGAAGCUCCACCCACAGACGAUCAUCGCCGGAUGGCGCCAGGCCACCGAUGUCGCCCGUGCAGCACUCCAGGCCGCGGCUGCCGACAACUCAGCCAACGAGGAUCGCUUCCGGGAGGAUCUGAUGAACAUUGCCCGCACGACGCUCAGCUCGAAGAUUCUGUCGCAACACAAGGAACACUUCGCGAAGCUCGCCGUUGACGCGGUGAUGCGCCUCAAGGGAUCUGGUUCGUUGACCGCCAUUCAGCGCAUCAAGAAGCUCGGCGGAUGCCUCGAGGACACGUUCCUGGAUGAGGGUUUCCUGCUCGACAAGAAGCCGGGCGUCCACCAGCCGAAGACGGUGAAGAACGCGAACAUCCUGAUCGCGAACACGCCCAUGGACACGGACAAAAUCAAGGUGUUCGGUUCGUCGGUGAAGGUCGACUCGAUGGCCAAGAUCGCCGAGCUGGAGGGUGCCGAGAAGGAGAAGAUGGCGGAGAAGGUGUCGAAGAUUUUGUCCCACAACAUCAACGUGUUCAUCAACCGGCAGCUGAUCUACAACUACCCGGAGCAGCUGUUUGCUGAUGCGGGUGUAAUGGCCAUCGAGCACGCAGAUUUCGAUGGUAUCGAGCGGUUGGCGCUGGUGACUGGAGGUGAGAUCGUAUCCACCUUCGACAACCCCGACUUGGUGAAGCUCGGUAAGUGUGACCUCAUCGAGCAGGUGAUGAUUGGUGAGGACACGCUGAUGCGUUUCUCGGGAGUGCCGCUGGGUGAGGCCUGCACGGUUGUCAUCCGUGGUGCAACGCAGCAGAUCAUCGACGAGGCGGAACGAUCUCUUCACGAUGCACUGUGUGUGCUCGCUGCCACGGUGAAGGAGUCACGUGUCGUGUAUGGAGGCGGAUGUUCCGAGACGCUAAUGGCUACGGCCGUCUUCAAACUGGCCGCGGAAACAGCCGGCAAGGAAUCGAUGGCGAUCGAGUCGUUCGGACGUGCGCUGAUGCAGCUACCCACGAUCAUCGCCGAUAACGCGGGUUACGAUUCGGCCCAGCUUGUGUCGGAGCUGCGGGCAGGUCACUCGCAGGGCCGUAAUACGAUGGGGCUGGACAUGAACAACGGCAAGGUGGGCUGCAUGAAGGAGCUGGGUAUCACCGAAUCGUUCGCCGUCAAGCGACAGGUGCUGAUGUCGGCCGCUGAAGCCGCCGAGAUGAUCCUGCGCGUGGAUAACAUCCUGAAAAGUGCGCCCCGUCGUCGCGUACCGGACCGUGGCUACUGCUAGAGCGUAAACGGCACGUGCAUUUUUUUCUUUCUUCCUAAUUCUCAUUUUAUACACACAUCCUGCUGCUGUUCUCUGCACAAUCUUUCUUCACAAUCCCGUCUCGCCGUGGAAAGGACGGUUUCAUCGGUUUGCAUUGCUUUAUUAAUACUAAACACUGUGUUGCAUCAUCGUAUUAGACGGGGUACCGGACUCAGCGGGCCCACCUUCAUUCGCUGCCUUUGUCGACAAGGGCGCAUAAUACAUGCCUCGUGUGUCCCUUUGAGGGACACAGCUGCGGAACAGCGAGCUGUACCGAUCGUAAGAAGCAAACGAAUAAAUUCACUCAAUACUUAACUAA
Anopheles nili is the source of this 1951-nucleotide messenger RNA. It is a transcript of the gene CCT2, whose product is annotated as T-complex protein 1 subunit beta. Gene Ontology annotation, biological process: protein folding. Bases 10 to 1614 code for a protein of 534 amino acids. The record is from RefSeq and is a predicted model, not a curated record. Lineage: Eukaryota; Metazoa; Arthropoda; Insecta; Diptera; Culicidae. The transcript has a single exon. Gene Ontology annotation, molecular function: ATP hydrolysis activity; ATP-dependent protein folding chaperone; ATP binding. Gene Ontology annotation, cellular component: chaperonin-containing T-complex; cytosol.